Messenger RNA from Hymenoscyphus albidus, 880 nucleotides. NCBI's taxonomy places the organism in Eukaryota, Fungi, Ascomycota, Leotiomycetes, Helotiales, Helotiaceae. The record is from the annotation of a GenBank genome assembly.
CGCUGAACAGUGUUGGUUUGACUAGUGAGAAUGGUUGUCUCGAUCCUCUACUUCUGAGGAAUUCUUCUUGUCUUCACGACAACUUUUGAAAGUGACGAAAUCUACGUUCUUUUCCGAAAAUCUUCGUUUUCAGAAUUCGUCUGCGCUACCACUACUGGCUUUCUACAGCAGCUAGUAUCAGUCAUGAACUCAUUUGUUGUGAGCAAAGCAGCGGCUGGGCAGAGUGAGCCAGGUAUGCACAACGAGAAGGGCGGCAUACCUGUUAAUGUGCGAAGCGGUGAUCUAGAGCAACAUGGAGAUCAAGGCACGACGAAACACGAUACUACCGGCGGCCGUGAUGACGAUGAAGCAUUCCUCGUGAAAUUCAACGUAGACGAUGCAGAGAACCCCCUGAAUUGGUCUCAAAAGUUAAAAUGGGGAGUCACCAUAGCCGUGUCCGGUACAGGAUUUGUCCGCAUCAUGGUUUCGACAGUAAGGCUUUCAUUUCAUGCUCGAGCUUAUACUACCCACCUGCAAGGCACGAGGCUAACAAUUGCUUAUACAGAUGCUGGCACCUGCAAUCGACACUAUUGCAAAUGAGCUAAGCAUGUCAACUACCGAGUCAUUCAUGUCACUCUCUGUCUAUCUUCUGGCGACCGCAUUCGGACCACUUGUUAUUGGCCCUCUAUCAGAAAUCCAUGGCCGAAGCCAUAUAUUCCACAUGACGAAUGUGUGGUUCCUAGUCUGGAACCUCGUUUGCGGCUUUGCGAACUCGAAGGGUCUGCUUAUUGCUGCUCGCUUGCUAGCUGGCUUUGGUGCUAGUGCCGUGUACAGUCUAGCAUACGGUGUCCUCGGCGAUGUGUGGUCAGCCGAACAAAGAGGACGUUCCUUGAGCUUAUAA